Molecule: messenger RNA, 1008 nt
Organism: Symbiodinium sp. CCMP2592
Lineage: Eukaryota; Dinophyceae; Suessiales; Symbiodiniaceae
Source: the annotation of a GenBank genome assembly
AUGAGACCUAGCUCAACCUUGGACUUACAGGAGUCCGCAAAAACGGCCAGCGGAAGCCAACAGAGCUCCAAAAGGCCGAAGUUCAACAAAUUGGAUUUGACUUCCAUCAUGCUGGCGAAGAACUUGACGACCAAGGCUGCCGUGCUGGCAUAUGCCCAAGACCAUGGCACGGCCGAGAUGCAGGUCUUCGUUCACGCGCAUCAGAGAAAGCUUGCGGACUUUCUGCAAGAAGCCGCCGACUGGGGAAUGGCACGCUCCGCGGCAGCGGCCGAAAAAGAUCUGGACUGGGAUCUGGUCUGCCGUACAGCGCAGGAAGCCUGCCCACAUGAUGGGAGCUGCACCUAUGCCGCAGCCGUGCAAGCGUUCUUCUCGGCCAAUGCAGCGUGUGUGUCGCAGCAGGAGCUGGCAACGGCCCUGCGGGCGAUCAUUCGCUCAGGCCCUUCGAAGACAACACGGGUGCCGCUUCUUGCAGGUCCCCCGAAUUCUGGGAAGACAACCAUCUUGCUUCCCUUUGAUGAUCUUUUCGGGUUCAAGCACGUUUUCCACAAGCCUGCAUUGAACUCCAAGUUCGCGCUUCGCAAUCUGUUGAAAGAGAAGCGGUUCUUGUUCUGGGAUGACUACAGACCUGUGGAAUACGCCCAGGAGACUCUACCAGUCACUGCGUUUUUGAGCUUGUUUCAGGGCCAGCCCCUCGAGGUGCAAGUCUCGCAGGCCUUCAACGAUGGCAAUGUGGACUUUGAGUGGCAUCGUGGAUGCAUUAUGACCGCCAAGUCCGAGGGCCUCUGGGUGCCAUAUGGUAGCGUCUCCCAGGAAGAUGUGCGCCACAUGCAGAGCCGUGUCCAUGUUUUCACGGCCACCGCCACCGUCCGUCAUCUCCAGGACACGCAGCCCUGCAAGCAGUGCAUGUGUGCGUGGAUCCGCGACGCGGCAGCGCAGCACGAUGCAGAGCAGGUGGUCCGUGUCGUGGGGCCGCCCAGAGCCGUGGAACCAGCAUCAGAAGCUGCGGGU